CAGUGAUUAUUUUUUAAUCUUCUGAUUGCUUCCUUUCCAUAGCAGUCUGUUGUUGUCUUAUAGGAACAAUUAUCUUCUUAAAUUUGUCUGAGAAAACUAAUUAGAAUUUCAAAAAAUUCCCUGACUAUCUCAGUUUCCUGCUGGGUCAUUUUUUUCUCCACCCACCCCCCCUUUUUUUUUAAUCCUUGUAUUUUGUAUUUUGGCUUCCAAGAUGUUUGAUGACCCUUUAUUGUCUAUGCAUAAUUAUGAGAAGGCUUGGUAACCAGUGGGGUUUCCUCUGUUGCUUUGGGAUUCCAGGGGAGGAGUGUUGUGGUCUGCUGCUGUUUUAUCUGCAAAUACUGUCUCAUCCACUCUCUGUCUUACAUAAAUUAGUCAGAUCUCUGUUGUCUUCUCCUCAGUGCUAUAAUGGACUUUCUUUUUCUGAGCUUCUUUACUUUCAUAUAAAUGGGAUUUGAGGAAGGAAGAUAAUGUGUAUGCACAGUCUCACACUGAAUUUUAACGGGUGUUUAUUACUGCUUAUUCAGCUCUUGAUUUUCUGUAUUCUGCUUUAAAGAGAACAAGAAAGACACUUAACUUUCUUACAUAACUUUCACUUAACUUGGAUACCAAAAGCCCUAGGCCUGCCCAAGGUCUGGAUUUUGCAUUUCCUUUCUUUGCCUGUUUCAGGCCUCAUAAGAGCUUUGUAACUUCACAGAAAGCAAGAGUUCACUUCCUUCCUUAGCACUGGUUUGAUGGGCUCUAUCUACUUAAUUUCUGUGUUUCCUUUUCAUUAGGAAUAACUUGAUCUGUACCUGUAUCUUUCUGCCAGUCAUAUUUAUAAGCUGAUUUGCAGUAUUUUUUUCUACUUAACUUAGAGAACAGGGAAGAACAGAAAAGGAGGGGCAAAAAAGAAAGCUAAGGGCUAACUUCUGAGUCUGGGUGAUCGCCCACAGCCAGUAUCAAAAGUCCAAAAGAAUUUCCAUCUUUCUGAGCAUGCAAGAUGAAAUCGACACAGAAGAGAUCAUCAGGGACAUUUUCCUGCAAGGCAAGGCCUGCUUUAUCCCUCGGUACCAGUUCCAGAGCAGUCACAUGGACAUGGUGAGGUUAGCGUCACCCGAGGAAAUCUCUUCACUUCCCAAAACAUCCUGGAAUAUUCAUCAGCCUGGUGAGGGAGACGUUCGGGAGGAGGCCUUGUCCACAGGUUUAACAAAUACAAUGAAAAAUGCUGUGAGGGAAAGGACGACCUUACUUACAUUGUGUGUUUCUGGUGGUGGGAAGGAGGAAAGUCUGUGCACAAGCUGCAGAUCCUUAAGGCUCACUGGAUUUGGGUGUGGGAGAGCCCGUGUGGACUGGUGUGAAAGUGAAGGAGAGACUGUGAGCUGGGCCUUGAAGGAAGCGUGGGACUUACAUGAACAGAGACCGGAAGUGGGACACUGUGGAGGCUGGAUUCCUCGUCAGGGGGGCCUUGAUCUCAUCUUCGUGCCGGGUCUCGGCUUUGACACACACGGCAACCGACUAGGGAGGGGCAAGGGCUACUACGACGCCUACCUGAAGCGCUGUUGGCAGCACCAGGAAGUGAAGCCCUACACCCUGGCCCUGGCCUUCAAAGAGCAGAUUUGCCCCCAGGUCCCAGUGGAUGAAAAUGACAUGAAGGUAGACGAAGUCCUUUAUGAAGACUCCUCAACGUGUUAAAUCAGAUGACUACAGCUGAAUAAUCAGUAUUUUACAUGAGAGUAAAACAAAAUAUGUGCAUUUUUCCCUUGUCAAAAAUUAGUUGAAGGUGCACAUUAAUGUGAAAUGGACUGUGCUUUAAAAAUGUGAUUAUAAAAUGCCUAACAUAAAGCUAUCUUUAAAAAUUAA
Lemur catta (Ring-tailed lemur) is the source of this 1839-nucleotide messenger RNA. RefSeq names its product 5-formyltetrahydrofolate cyclo-ligase. The record is from RefSeq and is a predicted model, not a curated record. The coding region runs from base 973 to 1671 and encodes 232 amino acids. The transcript is spliced from 5 exons. Gene Ontology annotation, cellular component: mitochondrion. NCBI's taxonomy places the organism in Eukaryota, Metazoa, Chordata, Mammalia, Primates, Lemuridae. Gene Ontology annotation, molecular function: 5-formyltetrahydrofolate cyclo-ligase activity. Gene Ontology annotation, biological process: tetrahydrofolate interconversion; folic acid-containing compound biosynthetic process.